Messenger RNA from Sugiyamaella lignohabitans, 1980 nucleotides. Its product is annotated as CBS/PB1 domain-containing protein. The transcript has a single exon. Gene Ontology annotation, molecular function: protein binding. NCBI's taxonomy places the organism in Eukaryota, Fungi, Ascomycota, Dipodascomycetes, Dipodascales, Trichomonascaceae. The record is from RefSeq and is a predicted model, not a curated record. The coding region runs from base 1 to 1980 and encodes 659 amino acids.
AUGCCUGCUCCAGUAAAUACCCCUGCCAAAAAAGGUGGAAGUACUUCUGCUAGUUCUGUUGUUAGUGCCAGUUCUACAGCCAUUACUUCCCCUAUGCCUUCACAAGAUCCAUUGACUGAACGCCGGAAGCGUCAAACCAAACGUGAUGAAGCGAUCAGAAAGAAAUUAGAGACCGAGAUCAAUAAACGCCGUAAUCAGGUUGGCAAAACUCGUGCUCCUAGACGCCGUCCUGCCGGCAGCGUAUUAGCGCUUAAACCAUCUCCUCCAUUGACUAUGAAAUUUUCCACCUCUAUCCACGAAGCUGCUCAGUUCAUGUCUGCUAAACGAGAGAACUGUGUGUUGGUUCUAGAUGACGAUGAGAGCAUCUGUGGUAUUUUCACCGCCAAGGAUCUGGCUUUUAAAGUUGUCGGAUCUGGCUUGGAUGCCAAAUCUAUGACUAUUGAGAACAUCAUGACCAAAAAUCCACUCUGUGCUAAUACCGACACUUCGGCGACUGAUGCUCUCAACUUGAUGGUGAGUCGUGGAUUCCGCCACUUGCCAGUAAUGGACGAGAACCAUGACAUUGCUGGUGUUCUUGAUAUUACCAAAUGUUUCUUCGAAGCCAUGGAAAAGCUAGAACGGGCAUAUCAAUCAUCUAGAAAACUGCAUGAUGCUUUGGAAGGUGUCCAAUCCGAGCUCGGAUCAUCUCAACCAGCACAGAUUAUCAGCUACGUUGAGGCACUGAAGCAGCAGACAGAGGGCCCUGAUCUUGAGUCCAUUUUGUCGACAAGCGCUUCGCCAGUGUUUGUUGAUGUUAAGACCAAUGUUUCUGAGGCUGCCGCAUUGAUGAAGGAGAACCAUACCACUGCUGUACUCGUUACAGAUCAAAACAGUAUCACUGGUAUCUUCACAAGUAAGGACGUUGUUCUCCGAGUCAUUGCUGCUGGUUUGGAUCCUAAAACCUGCAGUGUUGUUCGAGUAAUGACCCCUCAACCUGACUUUGCACCCAAGUCGAUGACCAUUCAGGCCGCUCUCCGUAAAAUGCACGAGGGUCACUACUUGAAUUUGCCCGUGAUGGGUGAUGAUAACGAGGUCGUUGGCAUCGUGGAUGUUUUGAAGCUGACUUAUGCUACUUUGGAGCAAAUUAAUAAUAUGAAUGGUGUGGGAAAUGAUGGAUCGGAGGGCCCUGCCUGGAAUAGAUUUUGGAUGUCUUUGGAUAACGACAGUGAAUCUGUCCAUUCCGAUAGCCAUAGCAAUCGCCCCAUAACCCCCAUGUCUAGCCGAAGAUCUGGUCAGUUCCCUGAAUUAGACGAAUCGCUACCUCCUUCCUCGCCACCUGAAGUAUCUCAAUCGGAAUUAGCCCAAUUCAAUAUUGCAGAGUUGGGUCCCAACGACUCUAUUUCUCGUUUGGGUGCCUCGCGACAACAAAGUGGACUGGCCGAUGAAGAUUUAUUGUUGGCUCCCUUCCCAUUCAAGUUCAAAUCUCCCAGUGGUAGAGUACAUCGAGUUACAAUAUCCGCUGAUAGCGGGAUUUCAUAUUUGCGCCAGGCUAUCAUAGAUAAGUUCAAUGCUAGCGAAAUUGAGUCUCUCGGAGGGGCAGGUUUAGUAGAAGAUGACAAGCUUGUUGAAGUUGGUUUUGCUGUCAGCUAUAUUGAUGAUGAGGGAGAUGCUGUAGCUAUUACCACUACUCAAGAUUUAGUCGACGCUAUCAACAUUUCCCGGAUAUGUGGAUUCGAUAAAGCUGACCUCUAUGUUCACCACCCCGACACCCAAGUCGAGCCAACUAAAAGCACCGCGAAGUCGUCGAGACGGUCACUUGGAGCGACGCCAGAAGAUGGCGACGUCCUUGAUGAGACUACACCUCUCCGACGAAAGGAGAAAACCCCAAUUGCUACAUCUACCGAGGUUAUUCCUGGCGUUCCCAACGAGCUGCUUUUACCUGGUGCCAUUGUCACACUGGCUGUCUCAAUCGUACUGGUAUUCUCAUUCGCCAGACGAUAA